This is a messenger RNA of Centrocercus urophasianus (Greater sage-grouse), 1912 nucleotides long. RefSeq lists its product as uncharacterized. Gene Ontology annotation, molecular function: metal ion binding. NCBI's taxonomy places the organism in Eukaryota, Metazoa, Chordata, Aves, Galliformes, Phasianidae. The record is from RefSeq and is a predicted model, not a curated record. Bases 830 to 1912 code for a protein of 360 amino acids. The transcript has 4 exons.
AGCAGACUACUUCUGCAAGACUAAAAUGAAGAAAAAAACCCAACUGCCAGCCCUCCAGAUUACAGCUCUUUCAGGGUUGAUUCAUAAAACAACUGGCUGCAGAUUGUAGCAUACCACAAGCUGACUGUGAGCACCCCAGUGUAUCCUCAACUGUGCUUCUUUGCUCAGCAGUCAUCAGGAAAUUAUUCAGAGUUUUCAUGGAAAAAAGUAGGAGGCACUAUUUUCGGAGCAACCUACACACUACCAUACGCAUGGUUCUCUGCCUUUGAGUGCUGUCUCUGAAGAAGGACUCUAUCCCAGCAACUCUCUUUUCAGCAAGGAAAUCAGAUGGAUGUUCCAAAAAGGGAACAAUUUUCCAGCACUGUUCAAUGGAAGACCAAAAGGAAGCCCAUGUUAAACACUGGUUUGCAAACCAGCCAAUUCAAAACCUCUCAGUACUUCUAAUAUAGACAGACACUCAUAAGCUGAACUGCAUGGCGUCUUGGCUUGUCAACAGGAAAACAGAAGUCCUUCAUUUCACGGAGCUGCACGCCUACUGCAUUACCUAACACCAAAUACAUCACGUACCAUCUAGUUUAUCAUCUGACUUAAAUUUGAGAUACCACACUCAGGCAGCACUGAAAUGAUAAAAGUAAAAAGCCAUGAACAAAAAGAAGAAUGUGAUUUUCCACGCCAGUGAGCAGUACAAGUGUGCAGUAUCAGCGUACAGCAAGUGCAGUUUAGGUUGUUACCGAGACAGAAAAGAAUAGCAACAAAUAUGAGCAAAAUUUUUUGGAGUGCUGCUGGCACGCGUGCGGCAGGUGAGGCCGGCGCACGGUGAUGAGCAUCAAUGGACGGCGACAUCGCUGUGGGCCGGGUGGUGAUGUCACCCAGUGAAGUUCGUAACACCUUCUGCUUGCUGCAGCACCAGCGAGGGGAGCAGCUUCCCGACCUCAGCUCUCCCCAGCCCACCGCACAGCCCGGGGCCAUGGACGUGGCAUCCGACUGGGUCUGCCCCAUCUGCGGGCAAAUUCGGGAGGAUGUCACCUACGUGACCCCCUGCCAACACCAGUUGUGCUACGGCUGUGCCAUCUGGUGGGCCUACAAGAAGCCGAGUUGUGCCGUAUGCGGGCACGAAAUAACAACCAUCCGAUACUCGGUGAGGUCGGAUGAUGACUUCCUCGAGUGUGCUGUCCCGCAGCCCGCAGCACACUCAGACCAAGAUCAAGGCCUGCAGGAGGAGCAGGGGCCUGCAGAGCCGGUGCUCAUUCCACCUGAGCACAGCUUUCCAGCCGAGGUCUGGGCUGCAUUUUUCAGGGAACAUCAGGAAGACCUCGAACCCCUGCUCCAAUGGCUGCAGGAGGAGAUCCAGCAGCAGUCCAGCAAUGACUGGUGGGAAGUCCAUGCGGGACAGUGGACCACCAUUAACUUCCUGUGCGAGCAUGGACUGGACGAGGAGGCCUUGCUGCAGGCGCUGCAGCCGAUCACCAAUGGCGAUGUGGUGCCCUUUGUGAGAAGGCUCAUCGGCACCGCAGCAGCCCUGUACGGCCCCACGAUCCGCCACGAGCUGGACCACCGGGACAGCCACGCUGCUGGAGGACGGGAGGACGGCCCUGCAGCCAGCACCAUCACCAGCACCUCCCAUCUGGAGCCUCCCGCCUCGGGCCCAGGCCGCUCCACCAGCCCCGCAGGGCCCAGCGCCGAGGAGCUGCCCGGCAGCUCUCCUGGGGGACCCGGGCGCCCCAGCACCGCCACCGCGCCCUCAGCGGAGGAGCCCCAGGAGGAGCCAGGGCAGGCGGCGGCAGCGGGCCCCUCCGCCCAGGGCAGGGACCGCUCGAGUGGGGGGCCCCGGCGCCCCCCGAAGAGGAAGGCCAGCAGCAGCCGCCAGGACUCGUCCCCACCCCGCAAGAGGCGGCCCCGGCGGCGGCGCUAG